Molecule: messenger RNA, 933 nt
Organism: Lactuca sativa (garden lettuce)
Lineage: Eukaryota; Viridiplantae; Streptophyta; Magnoliopsida; Asterales; Asteraceae
Product: superoxide dismutase [Mn], mitochondrial
Biological process (GO): superoxide metabolic process
Cellular component (GO): mitochondrion
Molecular function (GO): manganese ion binding; superoxide dismutase activity
Source: RefSeq, a predicted model, not a curated record
CACCGCUACGCCAUUUCUUCCCAAAUUGAUUUGCUCAACACAUGGCUCUACGAACCCUCGCGACUGCUAAAACCCUAGGUGCGAUAUCCAGGUUUCAGCAACAUGUGCGUGGAUUGCAGACGUUCACGCUUCCCGAUCUUUCCUACGAUUAUGGCGCACUGGAGCCGGCGAUUAGCGGAGAGAUCAUGCAGCUCCAUCACCAGAAACACCACCAGACUUACAUAACCAACUACAAUAAAGCUAUCGAGCAGCUCGAUGAUGCUAUCACCAAGGGAGAUGCUUCAACUGCUGUCAAAUUGCAGAGCGCUAUUAAGUUCAAUGGCGGAGGUCAUGUAAAUCACUCAAUUUUCUGGAAGAAUCUCGCUCCCACCAGUGAAGGAGGUGGCGAGCCACCACAUGGUUCUUUGGGCUCGGCUAUCAACCAGAGCUUUAGUUCUGUGGAAAAAUUGAUUGCUAAAAUGAACGCAGAAGGUGCUGCUGUGCAAGGUUCUGGAUGGGUGUGGCUUGCUGUUGACAAAGAGUUGAAGAGGCUUGUGGUUGAAACCACAUCAAACCAGGACCCACUGGUUACAAAAGGUCCAAGUUUGGUUCCUCUGAUUGGCAUAGAUGUUUGGGAGCAUGCAUACUACUUACAGUAUAAAAAUGUCAGGCCCGAUUACUUAAAGAACAUCUGGAAGGUGAUCAACUGGAAAUAUGCAAGUGAAGUAUAUGAGAAAGAGUGCCCUUAAAAGAGUUGCAGGUUUGUUAAGAUUUAAAGGAUGCAAUAAAGAAACCCUAUUUUACCCUUGGGAUAUGAAUGAACAUACUGUGUAUGAAACCAGUUUUCCUGUUACAAAAUAGUUGCAUGGUUCAUACAUGUUGCAACAAAUAAUUUGUUUACAUUUACAGUUAUUGCUAUGUUUCUUGUUAUAUGAUCUCUCUCUUGAGUUUUCA